AUGUCUGGAACCGAUUCGCAAGUCAUCCUUGCGUACUACAAGCGCCUUUUCCCUUUCAAAAGCAUUUACGCGUGGCUGAAUCAUCAACACCCGCCGACACGAUUAUGGACCAACCGCGAGUUUGCAUUUACGGUUAAUGGAGCGAACGGCGAAGCAUACCUCCGCUGGCUGUCCUUUUCCAACGCGGACGAGCUUAAGAAGGAAGUAAUAAGACUAAACCCGUCGCGUUUUGAGGUGGGCGCUGUGUAUAGUGCUCGACCACGGGAUAAGAAGACCGUACAGCCAAAAUUGUUUACGCCCCACCUUCGAGAGCUCGUCUUCGAUAUCGAUAUGACUGACUAUGAUGAGAUCCGAACAUGUUGUUCAGGGAAAGGCAUCUGCAAGCGAUGUUGGGGAUACAUUGCCGCGGCUGUCGAUGUGAUUGAUCAUGUUUUGCGAGAGCAAUUCGGAUAUAAUCAUUUACUCUGGGUUUACUCAGGUCGUCGAGGCAUUCAUUGUUGGGUUUCCGACCAGGCCGCCAUGUCCCUCACUGAUGAUGCUCGCCGUUCCCUCCUUGAGUUUGUGAAGCUUAUCCAAGGCGGUUCGGGUGAGGCGAAGCGUGUUCGUACACGAUACAAAGGAAAUACAGGACCCAUGCAUCCCAUGUUAUUCGAGGCUUUAGGGACUCUUCAGGAGGGCUUUUCAGACUUAUGCUUGGAGGAUCAGGACUGCUUCAAGGACAGGAAAGGCUGGGAGAAGUUGCUUGAUUUGUUACCUCACGACGAUGAAUUGACUAAGGACCUCAGAAGAAUUCACGCCUCUUCCGUGGAUAAAUGGGGCUCUCUCCGCUCAAAAGCCAGUAAGAUACCGAAGAGUAGUCCGCGCGGACUCUUUACCGUUGCGAUGGAGGAAAUCAUUCUCCAGUACACGUAUCCUCGCAUUGAUGAGGAAGUGACGAAAAAGCGCAACCACUUGUUGAAGGCUCCAUUCUGUGUACAUCCUGCCACAGGAAACAUAUGUGUUCCAGUUGAUCCCCAACAAGUUCACUCAUUUGACCCAGAGAAAGUACCGAAAGUUGACAAACUUCUCCGAGAAUUGGAUGAAAUGAUGCAGGAAGAUGGUGCAGCAGAGCACCAUUCGGACUGGGAGAGGACCUCAUUGAAGCCCUACGUGCAAAUGAUGGAUAAGUACACAUCAGGAAUAAUGAAAGAAAUUCGAUCGGGAAACCGAGCCGCUGCUGCAAGAAGCCUCGACUUUUGA
Molecule: messenger RNA, 1239 nt
Organism: Cantharellus anzutake
Lineage: Eukaryota; Fungi; Basidiomycota; Agaricomycetes; Cantharellales; Hydnaceae
Product: prim-pol domain-containing protein
Exons: 8
Coding region: 1-1239 (412 amino acids)
Biological process (GO): DNA replication, synthesis of primer
Cellular component (GO): alpha DNA polymerase:primase complex
Source: RefSeq, a predicted model, not a curated record